AUAGCGCACUUGAAAAGAACAGAAUUUCGUCAGCGCUCUUAGGAAAUAGUCUAUGCUUAACCUAACUUAACCAAAAUUAACAGUCAAGCAGAACAAAGCAAUACACGUGGAUAAUAGUUCACUUGUGCGUCAAAAGCUGCAUUAUAAUAGCUAUAAUAUUAUAAUUUUAAUAAUAAUUACAACAAAGUUUCAUAAAAAUAAGAGGUUUUCAUAGUAAACGCGACUAAUUCGAUGACAUACAAUAGUAAAUAGAAACGUGAACGUUGACAAACUAUAAAUUCGUGUUUGAUAGCGACUUACGAUGGUUGAAAAUUUGGAGAAUAUUAAUCCGAAGCUCUAUAAAAAGUUGGAUGAGAGAGAAAUUACAACCGAAGAGAAAGAUGAAAAUAUCGUGGACGAAUUCGAUGCUAGAGAGGUUUUUGAUUUAAUUAGGAAUAUCAAUGAUCCAGAACAUCCACUAACUCUGGAGGAAUUAAAUGUAGUGGAGCAGAGUCUUAUCAAGGUUGACAAUAAGAAGAAUACAGUAGAUGUGAAAUUCACACCCACCAUUCCUCACUGCAGUAUGGCUACUUUAAUAGGGCUGUCCAUUCGUGUACAAUUGCUGCGUACCUUACCUGCUAGGUUUAAAGUAACCGUGGAAAUUUCUCCUGGAACUCAUGUCUCAGAAGCAUCAUUGAACAAGCAGCUUGCUGACAAGGAAAGAGUGGCUGCGGCUAUAGAGAAUUCCAUGCUGCUUGGACUACUCAACCAGUGUUUGAUGCCAAAAAACUAGUGCACUGUAAAAUAAUUGUGGAACUACCAGUUGUGAAAUAACACAUGUGUACAUAAUAUAUAGUAUAUAUAUGUUGUGUAUAUACAUUGUGAGAUAGAUCUUAUUGUUUGAACGAAGAACAGUAGAUAGAAAACCAUAUCGUGCAAUUUUGUGAUGCUGGUAGAAUAGUAAUUAUUUAUAAUGCUUAAAUCUAAUAUUUAAUGUU
Messenger RNA from Dinoponera quadriceps, 977 nucleotides. RefSeq names its product MIP18 family protein CG7949 (gene galla-2). NCBI's taxonomy places the organism in Eukaryota, Metazoa, Arthropoda, Insecta, Hymenoptera, Formicidae. The record is from RefSeq and is a predicted model, not a curated record. The coding region runs from base 302 to 772 and encodes 156 amino acids. Gene Ontology annotation, cellular component: cytosolic [4Fe-4S] assembly targeting complex. Gene Ontology annotation, biological process: iron-sulfur cluster assembly. The transcript is spliced from 3 exons.